This is a messenger RNA of Paramacrobiotus metropolitanus, 2427 nucleotides long. Its product is annotated as NADP-dependent malic enzyme-like. Gene Ontology annotation, biological process: malate metabolic process; pyruvate metabolic process. The transcript is spliced from 13 exons. The coding region runs from base 348 to 2114 and encodes 588 amino acids. Gene Ontology annotation, molecular function: malate dehydrogenase (decarboxylating) (NADP+) activity; malate dehydrogenase (decarboxylating) (NAD+) activity; NAD binding. NCBI's taxonomy places the organism in Eukaryota, Metazoa, Tardigrada, Eutardigrada, Parachela, Macrobiotidae. Gene Ontology annotation, cellular component: mitochondrion. The record is from RefSeq and is a predicted model, not a curated record.
AGGGCCAAAGGGGGUGGUCUGGGACCAAUAAUUAAUUGUUGCUGUUCUACAGAUAGAUUAUGGCAUUCAAAAAUCAAAAGUUAUUUCUUUGGCAAGUUUGACGCAAACUAAUCAGUACGACGAUUCAGUAUGUUAUAACCUUAUAACCUUUUCAUUGUAAUCAGAGCUUUUCACGGUUGCAAUAUGUGAUGGAUUUUUUCCCUCGCACUUCUGUACUUGUACCGUCAGUACGUACAAUUCUUUUGUGAAGAUUGCGAUAUCGUUGUGAUUGUUUUGCUUUAUCCGCUUUAUCGACCGAAACCUGAUUAUUACAAAAGGUGUGAAUCUGAUCAAUAACCAGAAAUAAAAUGGUUCGGGUCGGAUCUCUAUUACGUGCAAUCUCGAAAGAUCACACUAUUCUGGGCCUGCGGAACCGCGGAGUGGAUAUCCUUCGGAACCCCAGACUAAAUAAGGGUAUGGCAUUUUCCUUGAAAGAACGUCAGAUUUUGGGCAUCCACGGACUUCUGCCGCCAAUUGUUUUAACGCAGGACGAGCAGGUGUAUCGCACCAUGCAGAGUUAUACGCGUACACCAACCGACCUCGAUAAAUAUUCCUUCCUGUCCGCAUUGCAGGACCGAAACGAAAAACUUUUUUACCGACUUCUGAGUGAAAAUGUGGAAUCGAUGAUGCCGAUUGUCUAUACUCCCACCGUGGGCUUGGCGUGCCAGAAAUUUGGGAUGGUUUAUAGACGUCCAAGAGGUUUGUUUAUAACCAUCCAUGAUAUCGGGCACGUGUUUGAAAUUUUGAGCAACUGGCCGGAAGAAGCUGUCAAAGCUAUUGUUGUUACCGAUGGUGAGCGUAUCCUUGGGUUGGGAGAUCUUGGAGCAUUUGGCAUGGGUAUUCCCAUUGGAAAGCUGGCACUCUAUACUGCACUGGGUGGUGUUAAGCCUCAUCAGUGUUUACCUAUCUGUCUUGAUGUUGGAACAGAUAAUGAGGCUUUACUCAGCAACAAAUUAUAUAUUGGACUACGGCAAAAGCGAGAACGAGGCCCGGCUUACGAUGAAUUGAUUGAUGAAUUUAUGCAGGCGGUGACUGCGAGAUGGGGUCCGAAUACUCUCAUACAGUUUGAAGAUUUUGCGAAUGUUAAUGCUCAACGACUGUUGGAUAAAUACCAGAAGCAUUAUUGCACCUUUAACGAUGACAUUCAAGGUACCGCUGGUGUUGCACUAGCGGGGUUAUUGGCUUCCUUGAGGGUUUCCGGCAAGAAAAUGCGUGACCAUACCAUAUUUUUCCAGGGAGCCGGUUCGGCUGCUUGUGGUAUUGCGAAUUUUUUGGUGUUGCAAAUGAUGGAAGAAGGACUGCCUGAGAAAGAAGCAGUUGACAGGAUUUGGAUGAAUGAUGCUGAUGGAUUGAUUGUCCUUGACCGCCCGGCUGGAAUGUCUGGCGCCAAGGCACGUUUUGCGAAAAACUUGCCUCAUAUGAACGAUUUUCAGAAAUCCGUGGAAAUGGUGAAGCCAUCGAUUUUGAUUGGUGCUUGUGCGACAGCGGGCGUUUUUACGGAACAGAUUUUACGAAAUAUGGCAAAAUGGAACGAGCGACCAGUAAUAUUCGCUCUGAGUAAUCCCACAAGCAAGGCCGAAUGCACUGCGCAGGAAGCAUAUACUUAUACGGAAGGUCGAGCUCUAUUUGCUUCGGGAAGUCCUUUCGAUCCGGUGAAUUACAACGGAAAAAUAUACCGUCCUGGUCAAGGAAACAACGCGUACAUUUUCCCCGGUGUUGCUUUGGGUGCCAUCGCCUGUGGAAUGAAGCAUAUAAGUGACAAGGUGUUCUUGCACGCUGCAAGGGCUUGUGCCAGUAUGGUUACAGCUGGUGAUCUCGAUGCUGGCCGGCUCUAUCCCCCUCUGGCCAAUAUCCGAUCAGCUUCUUUCGAUAUUGCUGUAUCAACAAUGCAGGAAGCUUAUGAUGAUGGAACCGCGUCACUGGAUCCGGAGCCUAAAGAUAAGGCACAGUUCAUCAAAUCCAAAACAUAUAGCUAUCACUACGAUAGCUUCAUGCCGAUUAUGUACGACUGGCCGAAGGAAGCGGGCUGGGAACCGAGCGACGAAGAGUUUGCGAAGUUCGGUGACUUAGUGUGAAAUGCAGUGAAACUAUGACUAUAAGCUUUGUGAUGGUAAUUUGUAGAUUCCCUAUGUAUGUUCCUAAAUUUUUCGGUACUGUGUGAGGUUGCAGGAAGCAAAAUCAGAUGUGUUGAGUGUUCAAAUAGAAAUUGUUAGAAGUUUGUUGCUUUUGGAUGCAGCUGAAAAUGGCAUCUCUACUGCGUACGAUGCAUUUGUAAUUUUUAACUUAUACCAGUUUUUAUCUUCUUAACUGUGAGAUCGAAAUGCAGCGAAGGCGAUUUAAUGGAAUACGAAACGGUGUGGCUGCAUGAAUGAACUGAAAUUACCGCUG